Messenger RNA from Cuscuta epithymum, 1021 nucleotides. Lineage: Eukaryota; Viridiplantae; Streptophyta; Magnoliopsida; Solanales; Convolvulaceae. The record is from the annotation of a GenBank genome assembly.
AAAUUUGCAUAUAUAGCCCUAAAUAAAGCAGUAGCUGAGUGGCUGGGCAAGCCGAUCAGCAGAAUUUUGUGGUUUUCUGUUGAAUCUCAUCGUUCCUGGUUAGGUCGGAAAUUACUUAAACAAAUCUCCGGCGAAAGGGAUCAUGAUAACUCAGGCUAAACUCGUCGAGCAACUCAGAGAUUACCAGAUCAGAUCACAGCACAAGUGCCCUGCUCUUACUAUCUUCUCCCCUAAACCAUUCCUCACCACCUGGGCUGAUGUUGCGGUUGCCGUUGUGUGGGCCCUUCUAUUUAUUGUGUUUGUAGUAUCAUCAUACUUCGCCCUUCGAUCAGGGCAUUACUGGAUUUCUCUUCUCAUUUUAUGUCUAUGUGUCUCACUCCAAGUUCGUCUGAGAAUUUUGAGACAGGCGAAUGCAAGGAAGAGAGUUAGGCUUUUACCUUUGUCCAUGUGAAGGUUUUAUCCACUUGACCAUUCCUUUCUAUUAUACUCAGCUUAUAUCUCAAAAUACGAGGUUAAAAGGAAAGGAUCACUUAUAGGUAGGAUUCAUAAUUGUAGAUUUUUUUUUGUUAGGGCAAGUAUGUUUUGUUUCAUUGGGGAAGAAUGAGUAUAGUUGUAAUCUGGGAAACUACAGCAUAUAUCCUGUGACUGUCCACAUUAGUAAUGUAUUUAGGUGAGAUAAGUUCUCUAAGUUUGUGAUUUUUUGACGAUAUGCAAUGGGCAUUCAUACUUGUUUCUUUUUCAUGACAAGGGGUUGAGACUUGAGAGAAUGCUUUGUAAUUUUUGCUCAUUGUAUCUUUGGAGAAUGGUAUACUCUCAUGGUAACACCACUAGGGACUGUCCACAUAUGUUCACCCACUACUUUUCCUGACUCAUGAUUCUCACAAACCAAGAAUGUUACCUCAUCUGUGAGGCCUCUUUGAGGGCAUGUUCUUUAAGUACAUGGAAUUAAGAGGUGUUAAGGACUUGACCUGCAGUGAUGCCUCAAAAAGAGUAGAGAUUCGUAUCCUCGAAGUUCAUAUUA